Molecule: messenger RNA, 1261 nt
Organism: Nomia melanderi (Alkali bee)
Lineage: Eukaryota; Metazoa; Arthropoda; Insecta; Hymenoptera; Halictidae
Cellular component (GO): SAGA complex
Molecular function (GO): transcription coactivator activity; protein heterodimerization activity
Source: RefSeq, a predicted model, not a curated record
CAUCUAAUGUAUAAUUCAAGUUAUCGUAUAAAGCUAAAUUAAUUUAGCGAAGUCAAGUGUUAAGUCUGUGGGGUGGCGCUACAAGUUUGAGCAGUUUACCACGGAUGGCGGCAUGAGAGUAAUCUUUUUCUAACCAUGAAAUUUGACACAUAUAACAUACAUUAAAAUGUUACUAUGAAGUCUGCAAAAAAUAUUGGGACUGGUUCAUUAUGGGGAGAGCUGCCAGCAAGGGAAACUCUCAAGCAAGAAGUAAUCACUCCAGAUAUCAUAGAAAAUAUUUGGAGGCAAGUUAUGGAAGAGUCACAUAACACCGAUUGUGAUUAUCAAAUGGAAAGACAACCUGAUUACAUACAAUUACCCGUGGGAAAUCUUCAUGUAUUAAAUACUAUAAAUUUCCAUCAACAGUUACGAAUGAUGGAAGAAGGAAUGGUAUUGAAUAAUAUGACUACAAUUGAGUCACAAGAAUUAGCAGAUGUGAAAGAAACACAAACUUCAUUUCAAUUUUUACCUGUGCAGAAAGAACGAACUGGUUUCAAAAACUCAUCCACUGUACAUUAUCUCACACCAGAAACAACACGUGCUAUAUUAAGGCAUGCUGUUAUUGUUCUUCUGGCUCACAUUGGAUUUGAAAAGGGAUCAGAUAUAGCUAUAGAAACGUUAACAGAUAUCGCUGAUCAUUUUUUGCGAAGAAUGACUCUUUUAAUGAAAGUGGCAUACGAACAAAGGGAUCACGAAUUUCUUGAUAUAGUGGAAAGAGUUUUAUUGGAAACUGGCGUUGGUGGUGUAGCUGCUCUUCACGACUACUAUCAAGAAUACGUCUUAAAGUUUGAAGAAAACAUGAAAAAGAAGGCUGAAACAAUGAUGGAAAAACAGAGGCAACUUGAACUUAAUGCUUGUAGUUCUAAGAUGGUAUUAGAUGAAGCAGCAAACAAAUUACAGUUUGAAGAACUUGAUGAAUUCGGUAAUGUCUAUCGAGAAGUUCCGACGCUUCAAUUAUUAGAUCCUGAAAUGGGCUUUCCUCCAAGUCUUGAUGCUGGUUUUCAAAUGCUAUAUAGUUUAGAGCAGGAUGAAUUAAACAGCCUGGAAGUGGAAGAAGAAGAAGUAAAUGUAAGUGAUUCUCCGAAUACGGGACAACGAUCCGACACAUCUUUAGACAAAAAAAAGUCUUGAUAUACUCGAUAAUUGUACAAUUAUAACUUUAAUACCUUUAUGUUUUUUAAAAAGAAAAUCUUUUAUAAAAUCAUUAAAAAUCACAAAAUAU